AUUGCCCAACAACUUGAAGCAUGUCUAAAUCCAAGGAGGAGGAGGCCCUACAAUUUCUGGACCACUUGGACUCUCUAAACCCAACUUUGGGCCAAAGCAGCGGCCACAGUCCAUCUGCACAACCUGGCAGCGCUAGUGGGGGCGACUCUGCCCAGGAUGUUCUGGCGUUCAUCGAUGAGUUAACUCAGAAAAGCUCAGAACCACCUCGAACCACCGCACCUCUCGACGAUCGUUCCAUCUCGCGCUCAUCCACUCCAAAUCUCAGGAAAAGCACUGAGCGAGUAAAGGUCGGCUCGUCUGGCUCACCCCAUCCAUCAUCUUCCACUUCGUCCCUGUUCACAAAGAACGAUUCCACAGCCACGCUUGACUCAUCGGUCAAGACUGAACAGGCGGAACCUGCACAAGCAAACGCUGGAAGGUGGGGAUGGGCAUGGACGCGUGCAUCAGCCGCUAUGCAGCAGGCUAGGUCCGUUGUUGAUGAACAAGUGAAGAACUUGCCCAAGAACGAGCAAGUAAGUAAAUGGAGUGAGGGUAUGCUCGAAUAUGCAAAGACAGCACAGUUGGAUAAGCUCGGACAGGAUUUCAAACGAGUCGGCCUAUCGACUCUCACAGACAUACUAAAUGUUGUCGCACCACCGAUCUCAGAGCAUGAAAUUAUCCAGGUUUGGUUAAGUCACGAUAUGAAAGGAUAUGAUGGUGUUGAAUCCAUCGUGUUUCAUGCGCUCACCAAAGUAAUGGAGCAAGUUGGGAGUGGUGACUUGACCGUCAACAGAGUCGAUGAAGUAAGAAACACAACUGAAUCAGAAGAUACACCGGCUCUCAAUACUGUCGAUGGCUACGAUGCCGCUAUCAAGCUUGCUCAAGCGAACUUGUCCGAUUUUGUAAAGAACAAUGCUCAGCGUCUGUCAGAUAACUCUACGACACAAAGUGCUAUUGCACACACAUACAUCUACUUACGGAUACAGCCAUUCAUGGCUUCACCUCUUUCCACCCAACAUGCAAGUGCAUCCGGUACACUGGCCGAUACAGCGUCUGCGACGUCAGACCUUCAGUUCGUCUUACAUCUGUCUGAUCCUGGGCAUCAGCUGGUGCACACGACUGUCACCCAAGCUAUCCCAGGUAACUGGCUGAACCUCUGGGACACCCACGACUGGGUGGAACACCUGAUUAGCGAGUCAUUGAGACUAGGUGUCGAAACCGCAAGCCAGAACUACCUUGCUGCUAGGAUGGGAUGGUAUAAGGAUGCAAUUUCUGCUGACCAACAGAGGCCGGUGGACACGAACCGAGCCGAAUGAUUCUUACAUGGGGAGUUUGAUUCGCGGAUGUCGUUUUGUUCGUAUGACCUCUUCUAUCGCAAUAAAUGUAAAUUUACCCGAUUGCACUCGAUCCAUUACCAUCUUCGACGCAGUCGUUUGUGACUACUUUAUCUUUGUACCGUACACAUGGUUAAAGCCCGAUUCAGGUUCUUCGAAUUCUAUCUUGUCAUGAAUCUAGCCACUGCAGCUGAUCCAAUCCGUCCGGUGCGAGGCGCUAUAAAGAUGCAAAGGUAGCUGAU
Messenger RNA from Serpula lacrymans var. lacrymans S7.9, 1555 nucleotides. RefSeq lists its product as uncharacterized. The transcript has 4 exons. The record is from RefSeq and is a predicted model, not a curated record. Lineage: Eukaryota; Fungi; Basidiomycota; Agaricomycetes; Boletales; Serpulaceae. Bases 21 to 1295 code for a protein of 424 amino acids.